This is a messenger RNA of Oryza sativa Japonica Group (Japanese rice), 1274 nucleotides long. RefSeq lists its product as uncharacterized. The record is from RefSeq and is a predicted model, not a curated record. NCBI's taxonomy places the organism in Eukaryota, Viridiplantae, Streptophyta, Magnoliopsida, Poales, Poaceae.
GCUUUCUCCAGUAUUCCACAGUACACGCGACCUUGCCUGCAAAGGGGAGGAGGGCGAGAGACGGCGGCGAUGGUGAUGCCGCGGCUGCAGGAGCUGAAGGAGAUCUUCGACGUCGCACGAGGCAAGGUUUGCUACCCCCCGCUCUGCUUGCUUGUGACAGCUCCUUCGUUGGCGCGGCGGUGAACCCGGUGAUUCUUGACCUGGAGGAAUCUCUACUGGCCAAGGUUCUCGGCAUGAACAGAUUUCUUCUUCGUGCGACUCCUUUCUGGGGAACAUGACGCUUGAGGAGGAGGUCACAAUCCGGGUCAGCAAGAUGACCGCGAGCGUGUUCAAGGUCUUCGCCACCGCGGCGUUUGGUGCGUCGAGUUAUUAUGCCCUCGGCCUCGGACCUAAAAUAGGCGAACCUCCUAUUCCUCGGUUUCCUAGAAUCGGCGUAUCUACUGGCAUUGCCUGGUUUGGUGGAAAAUUUGUAUAUUAUACAGCCUUGCGAGCAGGUGCUGAAUUCAUUUUGAAACGUGGAGAAGAACGCAUGAAGAUGGAGCUUGCUAAUAUAAUACUUAAUAAGCAUAGUGAUGAAAAAACCCUGGUCGAAGCUGUAAAAGAGAACUUCUUUGCUGAGCAUCUGUUUAGCGAUCAGUAUCAAGAUAGGCAACUUUUCAGGUGGCAUCUACGCAAUACUUAUGUUGACAGCGCUUUUAUGGAAAGGGUGAAGGAGAUCGAAGUUAAGAACUCGGAUGAUGGGUCUGGAUCAAUUUCUGGGCACAGAACUACAAACACUAGAUCAUUUGGAGACCUCAUGGAGGACCCGCUAGCUUGUAUACUUGGUUCUUCAGACAGCAACAUACAAAGCAACAAGUCUGCUGAGCACACUGGUACUACCGUGAAGAGAAGGGAGGUGCGAGCUCACAGAAGAAGCCACCGGCAUCAUCAUCAUCAUCAUCAUCGACAUGCUGACAAGUUUUCUGCGCUGUGAUUUGUGAUAUCUAUAUCAGAGAUUCAGAUGUGUGAAUGCUAGGAUUGUCCUUCGAACUUCCAGUCGCAGGAGGCCGAUAGGAGUAGAUUUCUGGGAUGAAUAUUUUGCGUCCACGAGCAAAAUGAAGCUCAUAUGGAUGUUCGAUGUUUCUUCCAUGUCCAGGAACAUGUGGUUUUGACUUGCGAUCUGACCACUGCAGAUUAUUUGCCUGAAACCUAAUGUGCCUAUCUACAGUUCUGCGCUGAACAUGUGCUACCUUUUCUUUUCCUGGUUGAAAAAUGCUUCGUGCUGGAUGGAUCAA